AUGAAGCCUCGUAGUGCCGGCAACAGUCCUUCAUCUGGAAUCAGGAAACGAUCAGCGGUGAACCAAAAUGUGAUGCAUGGAUUGCCCACUCAAUAUCAGUCAUCUCUGGAAGAAGCUUUUCUCGCCUCGGCCGCCCGGAACUCACGUCCGAUGAGCUGGCAUCCUUCUUCCACGAGAACUCGGGGUCUUUCCAACCCAUACAUCUCGGAUUUCCCUUCGGACGGCUACGCCGGUAUGGGACCCGUGUCUGAUCAAUACCCAAACUCGGCCAACUACUGCGACGAAAACAUCUUGUCAUAUUCUAUAACUGCCGACCCUUCAUUCUCCCCCGGCUACUUCCCCAUCUACUCAACCAUGCAGGAGGACUUGCCACUUCCGCAGCACAUGCCGGCGGUCAUGUCCAGCUCACAGAUCGACUCGAUGGGGUGGGAUGUCGCCGCCAUGUCCACCGAUCUGUCAACGAUGUCGCACCCGGCCUCCGACAUCUGGAACUUCGACAUGCUAUCAAUGGGCACCAACAUCCCCCCACCGGAGACAACAUGUCCUAGCUACGUCAACGUCCCUUCCCCAGGUGACCUGAGUGGUCCAUCAACACCGGACUUUCUCCCCAUCCAACAAUUCGAGGAUCCUUUCCAGCUCACCGCCGAGCCCAAGAAGACGGCAAAGGGCGAAGAAGAACUGGUCGGCAUGGGUCUCUACAGCCAGCCGAACGGAACACUGGCACGUGCCCCGCAGAGCAAAUCAGGCGAGGGUCUCAAACUCGAAGAAACAUUCACACCAUCCGACGAAGACAAGGACGACGAGACGGACGAGGUCGAGAUCAUUGGACAACAUGAAGUGCCCCAGCAACCAACGUACCAUGAAUCCGCGUCUACCAUUCGCCAGUCGCACUUCACUUCCAAGCAGCAGCCCAAACAAGCUUUGAAUUUCUUCCAGCGGUCUUUCUUCUUCGACACUGAUGAUACAGAUCAGCAACCGAUGGCUGUUGUACAGCCUUUUGCUGGUUUCAACCAGCCCUGCCUGAAUUAUGGAUAUGGGUGGAUCUGA
Penicillium digitatum Pd1 is the source of this 1047-nucleotide messenger RNA. RefSeq lists its product as uncharacterized. Lineage: Eukaryota; Fungi; Ascomycota; Eurotiomycetes; Eurotiales; Aspergillaceae. The record is from RefSeq and is a predicted model, not a curated record.